AUGCCCGAUUUUUUUAUUCUAAGCGCGACUGAAAGAGUUGUGUCCGUGACUCCGUGGCUGGCAUCUCAAACUCCUGCAAAAUGGAUUUGGUACCAGCCCCGAAAGGGAGAGGAUUCGCUUCAGACCUCCAUGUUCGAAGUGGGGUCCGCAGACAUGGAGAUGGAGGAACAGUACAGACUGGAGGAAGAAGCGUCGUCGCUCGGGCUGCGUCCGAUGUCGUCAGAUAUCGAGUCGGGCUGGGACGAUGACGAUGCUGAUGGAUGGGAUGAUCUGUCUGACUGCGAUGGGGAGAUUCAGCUCCUACGCGAUGAGGAGAUCCGCGACGGACUCGUUCCCGAUGCCUGUACACUAGAAGAGGCGACUGCAUAUCGCCAGCGUCUGCAUGAGAUUGGCAAAGCGGCAUUCGUGGAAGAAACCAUCAUUCGUGAAACCAUCACGGCUAAAAAGCUAUGCACCGCGUUCGGAAUCGCACCCCCGGCAUUCCUUGAGGGUGCGCCCGACGAGGCUUAUCAUUCUCUUCUGGCGAUCGCGCUCUCGCGCGAGUUCUCCCGCAGGCCUAAGCUGCCUCAGUACAACACCAUCGACGAUGCUGUUCGGCUCCUUCACGAGUCCAAGAACAUCAUCGUCCUGACAGGCGCAGGGAUCUCAACCAGUCUGGGCAUCCCGGAUUUCCGUUCUAAGGAUACUGGGCUGUAUUCAAAGCUGGCGCAUUUGGGCCUGAGCGAUCCUCAGGAAGUCUUUGACAUUCAUGUGUUCAAGGAGGAUCCGAGCAUCUUCUUUUCUAUUGCAAAGGAUAUUCUCCCAAUGGAAAAGAAGUGGUCGCCCACUCAUGGAUUUAUUCGACUGCUUCAAGACAAGGGGAAGCUUUUGACCAAUUACACGCAAAAUAUUGAUAACAUCGAGGCAAACGCAGGUGUAUCUCCAGAGAAAAUUGUACAGUGUCACGGAUCUUUUGCAACUGCCACCUGUGUGAAAUGUCAGUUCAAAGUGGCUGGCGAGGCGAUCUUCGGUGAAGUUCGGGAAGGAAAUAUCCCCUACUGCACUGCCUGCAAGGAUAGAAUCGCAGCAGAAGGGCUGAAGUCGCAAGGUCUUAAGCGCAAGCGAAGCUCCAACGGUCAACAAAAGGACCGCAAGGUCUCUGACAGUUCGGAUGAGGAUGACUAUGAAAUCCCGACCCCCGGAGUGAUGAAGCCUGAUAUCACAUUCUUUGGCGAGGAUCUGCCCGAUGAGUUUGGUCAACGUCUGCUUCACCACGAUCGGGAACUAGCGGACCUGGUCAUCGUGAUCGGAACUUCGUUGAAGGUAGCCCCUGUGGCAGAAGUGCCAGGGGUUAUACCACGCAAUGUUCCGCAGAUCUACAUAUCGCGUACUCCGGUGACACACACCGAGUUCGAUAUUGAUCUCUUAGGUGACUGUGAUGUGGUGGUAUCAGAACUUUCCCGUCGGGCUGGUUGGGAUCUCCAACAUCAUAUGAUACCUGACGAUGAGAAAGUGGAUAUCACCCCGGUUGAGGGAUAUGAAUCACGACAUGUUUUCAAGGUAGUCGGUGCAUAG
Penicillium bovifimosum is the source of this 1554-nucleotide messenger RNA. RefSeq names its product putative histone deacetylase SIR2. The coding region runs from base 1 to 1554 and encodes 517 amino acids. The transcript has 6 exons. The record is from RefSeq and is a predicted model, not a curated record. Lineage: Eukaryota; Fungi; Ascomycota; Eurotiomycetes; Eurotiales; Aspergillaceae. Gene Ontology annotation, molecular function: NAD+ binding.